Molecule: messenger RNA, 1833 nt
Organism: Pistacia vera
Lineage: Eukaryota; Viridiplantae; Streptophyta; Magnoliopsida; Sapindales; Anacardiaceae
Exons: 7
Coding region: 1-1833 (610 amino acids)
Molecular function (GO): DNA-binding transcription factor activity
Source: RefSeq, a predicted model, not a curated record
AUGAGUAGGCGUUGCCUUCAAUUUGAAGAAGCUCAACCUAAAGCUAUUGUGAAAAGCACAAAUCCUUCGGAUCAGGCAAAUGAUGUAACUGAUUCAAGAUCACCUGCUACCCCCCCAGAAUCAGAGAGCUUGGACUCGUCUUACUUGGAUUUAAGUGCAACUUUCAGCAAGAGGCAGCUGGUUAACUUGCCCCAACCAGUGACUCCCCUGUUUCCUCCUCGUCAUACUGGAAAGUCUCCCUUAACUAUUUCUAAGCCAUCAGGCAUUGGCCUGCAUCUAAACAGCAUUGUCAAUGCUUUGCCUAAGGGUCAUGCUGCAACAGUUGGUGUAAAAUUAACUACUGCUGAAUAUGGGAUGCUUGAAACUAAGACUUCAAUUGCUGUGAGUUCUAUGACUUCUGAAUCAUUUGACAACAUGCCUUUGCAUAUUUUGCCUCCGAUUGAACAUCAUGCAACUCCUCAUGCUAAAAGAAAGUAUAACUCAGAGCAUACUGACAGUUUUGAGGAGAAGAAACCAUUAGGCACCAUAGAUGGUGAAGGUUGCAAACGUUGCAAUUGUAAGAAGACGAAAUGCUUGAAACUUUACUGUGAUUGUUUUGCUGCUGGAAUCUAUUGUGCUGAACCUUGUGCCUGCCAAGGGUGCUUUAACAGACCAGAGUAUGAAGAUACUGUUCUUGAGACAAGGCAACAAAUUGAAUCCCGUAAUCCACUAGCUUUUGCUCCCAAGGUUGUGCAGCAUGCUACUGAAUUUCCGGUAAGCCAGGAUGAUGGAAACCGAAUGACACCAGCCUCAGCUAGGCACAAAAGAGGCUGCAAUUGCAAAAAGUCAAUGUGUCUGAAGAAAUAUUGUGAAUGUUAUCAGGCUAAUGUUGGCUGCUCAAGUGGAUGUCGAUGUGAGGGUUGUAAAAAUGUCUAUGGAAGGAAGGAAGAUUAUGUUGAAAAUGAAGAAAUGGUGAGCAACAGGUUAAGCAAAGACAGAUCAGAAGGAACAUUUGAGGACAGGCUAGAAACAAUAACAAACAAGAAUGAUUUCUUACAUUCUGAGUUGUAUGAUUCCCGCAACCUGACGCCAUUGACCCCGUCAUUCGAUUGCUCAGACCAUGGAAAGGAUGCACCAAAAUCUCGAAUUCUCUUUGGAAAAUGCAUUCCAUCACCCGAGUCUGAUCUUACCAUAUUGUCAUCUUAUACAAGAACACUGAGAUCUCUGGAAAAAUCAGAUUUUAAUGACAUGCUUCUUGAAACAAGUAAAGAAGUACUGGAUGUAGGUGCUUGUGGUCAGAGAAUGGAUUACAACAGCACAGACAUGACAGACCAGUUCUCUUCAAGAUGUGACACGCUAGCUGAUUUUCGCAAUCUCACUCCGCUGGAUUUUCCUUCAACAGCCAUGGCCUCCUCAACUUCAUGCAAGGUAUCUGACUGGACAAAUGCUUCAAGACUCCAAUUAUGCCCCAAAAGUGGUAGCCUCUCAUCAGGUAGUUCCCUUCGUUGGCGUAGUUCACCUAUUACCCCACUGACUCAGUCAGAUGGGACCAAGAAUCACCAGGAGCUUGACUCUGACAACAGGCUUUGUGACAUUCUGGAAGAUGAUACACCUGACAUUUUGAAAGAUGCAUCUACUCCCAUUAAAUCGGUUAAAGUAAGUUCCCCUAGUCGCAAGCGAGUUUCACCUCCUCACACUCGUGGGCAUGAGCUUAGGUCAAGCUCUUCAGGAGCCUUGAAAAGUGGCCGCAAGUUCAUAUUAAAGGCAGUGCCAUCUUUUCCACCUCUCACCCCUUGUAUUGAUUCCAAAGGAAGCACCAAUCAGAACAAAAGUGAUUUUCAGGAAAAGAAGUAA